Molecule: messenger RNA, 2096 nt
Organism: Asparagus officinalis (garden asparagus)
Lineage: Eukaryota; Viridiplantae; Streptophyta; Magnoliopsida; Asparagales; Asparagaceae
Product: protein PIN-LIKES 6
Exons: 12
Coding region: 188-1480 (430 amino acids)
Biological process (GO): endoplasmic reticulum to cytosol auxin transport
Cellular component (GO): membrane
Source: RefSeq, a predicted model, not a curated record
ACUGUGGCGGAAUCGUAAUAAUCACGGAACCAAGGGGUAUUAUCGUCACACAAGCUAUCCCCGCCAUAUAACCGGGGAGCUCACGGGGCAGUUGUGGCUUUUCGCUGUAACAAAGGACUCAGAAUCAGAAUCAGGCUACGAAUAAAGGUUUUUGAGAUCGAUUUUGGGGAUUUUGAGGUGGAUUGUGAUGGAGAGGUCGUUAAUGGAGGCGAUGAUGGGGACUCAAGGAGGAGGAGGGGAUUCGAUUCUCGCUUCAGUGAAAUUUGCGGUUUUGCCAAUUGCGAAGGUUUUCGCAAUGUGUUUCAUGGGGUUUUUGAUGGCUUCGAAGUAUGUUAAUAUUUUGCCGGCCAAUGGGAGGAAGCUGUUGAAUGGGCUUGUAUUUUCCCUUCUCCUUCCCUGUCUGAUUUUCUCUCAACUUGGACGAGCAAUCACUGUGCAGAAAUUGCUAGAAUGGUGGUAUAUUCCAGUCAAUGUUGUAAUGGGUACAAUAUCAGGUUCAUUAGUUGGACUUCUCGUUGCGUUAGUUGUGCGCCCUCCACAUCCAUACUUCAAAUUCACCAUUAUACAUAUUGGAAUUGGUAAUAUCGGAAAUAUACCUUUGGUCUUAAUUGCAGCUCUAUGUCGAGAUGAAUCCAACCCAUUCGGUGAUUCGGAUAAAUGUAGCCAAGAUGGGAAUGCUUAUAUUUCAUUUGGUCAAUGGGUUGGUGCAAUCAUUCUAUAUACUUAUGUCUUUCAAAUGCUCUCCCCCCCACCUGGAGAAACCUUUGAUGGUAUUGAUGAGGAGAAACUUCCAACUAAGGCACCUCUUGAUAAUAGUACUCAUAAGCGACUCCCGUCUAAGGUCCCAGUGAAACAUACUGCACCUGAACAAGUGCCUUUGCUGAAGCCAGAAGUGUCUGAAGUCAUUGGGCUAGAAUCUUCGAAAAGUGGAAAAAUAAUUGAUCGGUUAUACUACCUUAUUGAGAAAUUGAAGAUAAAGCAAAUAAUGCAGCCCCCUAUUGUGGCAUCUAUUCUGGGUAUUGUAAUUGGUGUUGUGCCCUUCUUGAAGCACCUGAUCCUUACUGACGAUGCCCCAUUGUUCUUUUUUACAGAUAGCUGCCUAAUUCUCGGGGAAGCCAUGAUUCCGUGCAUUUUGCUGGCUUUGGGUGGUAAUCUGGUUGACGGUCCUGGAGCAGGAAGCAAAAAGCUUGGAUUUCGAACAACCGCGGCAAUUAUUUUUGGUCGAUUAGUCUUAGUUCCUCCUGCAGGGCUUGGCAUCGUCACUUUAGCUGAGAAACUUGGCUUCCUUCCUGUUGGUGAUAAAAUGUUUAAGUUUGUACUGCUGCUCCAGCAUUCAAUGCCAACUUCUGUUCUCUCUGGUGCUGUCGCAAAUCUUAGAGGAUGUGGCAAGGAAUCAGCUGCUGUUCUGUUUUGGGUUCACAUAUUUGCAGUCUUUUCUAUGUCUGCUUGGAUUAUUCUAUACAUUCGCAUUCUUUUCUGAGCACUCACUUUUAUCGAAAUCUAGUAAAGUGUCAGAAUUGGUAUCGUGCAGGUGGAGGCUACAAACAAAAUGUUUGUGAUGCUUGCUUCAAUUAAUUACAUGAUAUACUGAUGCAAGCAUUCUAUAUUCCUAUUAUACGUUGGAACUCGGUGUACGUAGAGGAUCAUCCGGUUGUGUCCAGUGAAGAGGGAAUCCCGUUGGAGGAUCCAAUUCGGAUGAGCAAAUGCUGAAGAUGUUACUCGGAAGAAAAUCCAUUUCUUCUGAUGUAACGUAUGAUUUUGGUUACUUAUUUGGAUUAUAUUAGGUUGCAAUGUUUUAGAUCACGUAGGCUUGUGUUCUUAUUCCUGUAUAUGAAGAAAGAGAAAAUAGGUAGACCAGGGUCAUGGAGACUUCGUAUUUAGGGUAUUUCUUUCAGGUGCUGUAUACAAGUUCCUCGCCAGUAAGAUAUUUGGUCAAGCAAUUGCUAUGUAUAUUGUGCAUUCUGCAGUUUGAAAACAUCAGUGCCUCGCAUUUCAUUGCACGCGUACUACGAUCGGCAUGUUUUAAUAGUUUGGUAUAGUUGGAGAUGUACCUCGAAACUCUUGCUUAUUUUUAUCAUCCUAAAUAUUUGUUUUUA